UUUAACCCAGCCCUAAUGAAGGGAUUACUUGAGUUUUUUACCCUCGGAUACCUUCUCUGUGGCACGCAGUUCACGAGAGCGGAGACCGUCAAAUCUAGCGGCGAUGUCUGGCCAGUGAGAGAGUUCCGAGCUGUGUGGGUAGCCACAGUGGCGGACAUUGACUGGCCGCUGUCCCGCUAUCACUCCACCUCCCAACAGAAGGCGGAGCUGGUCCUCCUCCUGGACAAGCUGCAGAAGCUGAACUUCAAUGCCAUCGUGUUCCAGGUCCGCUCAGUUGGUGAUGCCAUGUACAACUCUACCCUGGAGCCGUGGAGCGAGUAUUUGACAGGUUCCCAAGGAAGGGCUCCUUCUCCUUAUUACGACCCCCUGGCCUUUGUACUGGAGGAGGCUCACAGACGCAGCAUGGAGGUGCACACCUGGUACAACCCGUAUCGAGCUCGGUCUGGGAGUACCUCUAAGGCUGGACUUGCCCCUAACCACAUUGCUGUCAAAUAUCCACAGUACGCUCAUGCUUAUGGGAACGAUCUAUGGAUGGACCCAGGGGCCAAGGCAGUUCAGGAUCAGUGUUACAACGUCAUCAUGGAUGUGGUAAAGCGUUACAACAUUGACGGCGUCCACAUGGAUGACUACUUCUACCCAUACCCUGUUUCAGGACAAAGUUUUCCCGAUAACGUUACUUACAACGCUUAUCGAAAAGGAGGCGGCCAUCUUGGACGGGAUGAUUGGAGACGGGAUAACGUCAACUCGCUUAUCCAGCGUCUGUAUAAUGGAACCAAGGCGACCAAGAAGCAUGUGAAAUUUGGUCUUAGUCCAUUCGGAAUAUGGAAAUCAGGAAUUCCUAAAGGCAUAGUUGGGCUGUCGUCCUACUAUGAGCAGUACGCUGACAGUAGGAAGUGGUUUGACGAGGGCUGGGUGGACUACUUUACUCCGCAACUGUACUGGCGGAUUGAUCCGGUGAAACAGAGUUUCACGCACCUGAUGGACUGGUGGCUGCAGCAAAACUCCAAACAUCGCCACUUCUAUGCAGGGAGCUAUGCAGGCAAUGUGGUAGAGCAAAACUGGCCACUUGACGAAAUUACACGCCAGGUUGAGGAAGCAAGGAAGCGACGUGACAAGCUGAGUCUUGGUGAUGUGUUCUUCAGUGCUAAGUACUUCCGGGACAACAGCAAGGGAUUAUCCACCAUGUUUCAGAAAGACCUCUACACUGUUCCAGCUCUUGCACCGCCUAUGCCAUGGCUUGGUGCCACUCCACCUCCACCUCCCUCUGGUGUCAGGGUUUCAGGCAGCACCUUGACGUGGAACAAGGACGGUUCCGGUGUGACGAGGAGCUGGGCUGUUUACAAGUAUGAGGCGGACGCGUGGGAGUUGAAGAAACUCCUGAACAAUGACACAACCAGUUGGUCAGUGCCCAGUGGCCGCUACGCCAUAACAGCCGUGGACAGACUGUCCAAUGAAAGUGACGCGGUGGUCAAGGAAGUGCAAGGGGGAGCUAGUAUCAUUGGCUGAAAAUGUUGGACACAACAUGUUUUGAUAAUGUGAUUGAUAACGGAAAUUG
Molecule: messenger RNA, 1555 nt
Organism: Haliotis rubra (blacklip abalone)
Lineage: Eukaryota; Metazoa; Mollusca; Gastropoda; Lepetellida; Haliotidae
Product: glycosyl hydrolase YngK-like
Exons: 3
Coding region: 16-1506 (496 amino acids)
Source: RefSeq, a predicted model, not a curated record